Molecule: messenger RNA, 2092 nt
Organism: Styela clava
Lineage: Eukaryota; Metazoa; Chordata; Ascidiacea; Stolidobranchia; Styelidae
Product: fructose-2,6-bisphosphatase TIGAR-like
Biological process (GO): regulation of pentose-phosphate shunt; negative regulation of glycolytic process
Cellular component (GO): cytosol
Molecular function (GO): fructose-2,6-bisphosphate 2-phosphatase activity
Source: RefSeq, a predicted model, not a curated record
AAAUUUUGCAAUGGUAAAGUAUAGGAAGAAAUCUUCGGGGGUCAAAAGUCAGGGAAUGGUCCGUUCCCUGCUUGUUUACCCGCAUAUCUGGCAUCAUCAAAUGGAAAUAUUAUUGUACAGCUGAAUUUGAUUGAUUCAUGUUUUCUCCCGGGUACCGGUACAUGUGAACUAGGCUACAAUUGAUACCGGUAUAGUCUAAAGUUACUUUUCAACAUGAGUCUUGGAAAAUAUGGUGGAUUUCAUGUUACAUUUGUUCGACAUGGUGAAACAGACUUAAACAAAAACAAAAUUGUUCAAGGACAGGGUGUGAAUGCUGUGUUGAAUGAAAAAGGACAGGCACAGGCACGAGCUUUAGGAGAAUAUCUUACUCAUGAAGUUUAUUCACAUGUGUAUUCGAGUGAUCUCCUUCGUGCAAAAGAAACAUGUGAAAUAAUACUUUCACAAAAUGACCUUAAAUCAAUCUCAGAAUGCCUCAUUUUUGAUGAAAGAAUUCGAGAACGAAAUUAUGGAGAAGCAGAAGGAUUUUCAAAAGAAGCUUAUGAAGCAAUGAUCAAGUCGGGGAAAGAAAAACCUGAUGGAGCAGAAUCUUUAAGUGAAGUUGCAGCAAGAGCAGUGUUAUUUUUUAAUGAGUUGUGCGAUAUGGUAUAUAAUUUGAAAGCUGAAUCUAUUCCAAAUAUACUUGUUGUGUCACAUGGCAGAUUACUUGCAACACUAAUAACUGAGUUUUCAGAAAAAUUUGGCUGCUCUUUUCCACCUGGAAAACUGGGUGUGGUCGGGGGUAAUACAUCUCGUACAUGCUUCAAAGUACAAUUCCAUAAAGACUAUGGAAUUAGUAAUUGCCAAAAACCAUUUUCGAAAAGAAUACAAAUGCAUUGUACUGCGUUGAAUAACAGCGACCAUCUGAGUGAAAACCAAAUCAAUUCAGACAAUGACAUAGAUGCAAAAAACUAAUGCUUGUAUAUCAUUAAGUUGAAUUAAUAAGUUAGUACAAGUCUAUUUAUAAUACACUUCAAUUAUCUGCAUCUUUACAAUUGAGCACAUUUUGUACAUUUCCUCAUUAUCACAGAGUGCAAUUUAGUCCAAAUAUGUUUAUUUGUUUUAAAUUAUUUGCUCCUCUUCUUUUCAAUAUAUAUUUAGGAAAUGCAGAAUGCACUUAUUUUUAUAAUCAUGCCACCGAGACUAAAUUAAAUUGCAAUCUCAACAAAUUCCUUGAGCUGUUUUUCAGCUAAAACAUCAAAAUUUGGUUUUAGUUUGGCUGUGGCAGCAUCAUGCUGUCCUGAUUGAAUUACUGAACAGGUCAGAUUUGGCCUGCAGGUUGUAAUUUGUCUAUGUCAGCCUUACACAUAAUAAGAUGUGUUUAAAAAACUCCUCCUGUAAGACUGGUAGAAGGUUAUUUUAAUUGAAGAUUUGUGAAAUAUGCAGCCUGUUUGUUAUUCAGCUGUUUGCCACCAGUAAAAAAAACCUCAAAUUUAACUUAUGCCCCACUUACACGCAGCACACUUUAGGCGGCUGUUGGAAAAAAUCAUCUUAAUUCCUACUAAAAUGUCCGGGAUAGGAAUUUUUUUUAUAUAUGCUUUAUCUGUGAUCGUUUGCAUGAAGAUUAUGAUUUCCUUUACUGCACUAUUCAGUUUUAGAUAUCAAUAAUAUUUCGCCACUGACAAUCAGUAGGAAGUAAUCAGUUAUGAAUUUUAUUAUUUAUUGGAUAUUAUACUAAUAAAUGGAUAUUAUAUUGUCAUAAUCAUAGAAACAAAGUGUGUUAGUCACUCAUACUGACAGUUACGGUAACUCUUUAUAGCCUGGGCUUACGUUGUUAUAUUUAUAGACAAUAUGAUGGAUAUUAAUCAAUCGUAUCUAUGACUAGAUUUUCCAUUAUACCUAAGCUACCAAAAGUAAUUUAUAGGACAAUUAAUGACAACAUAUCUGUUUCAAAAUUUCUAUAUAUUUUGAUGUCAUUUAACAUAACGGUGUGGUGUUAUUUUUUAUUUCAAACGGUUUAAGAAAUAUUGUGAUUAGUGCAAUCAUUGGAUUUAAACGGUUACAAAAACUUUAAUCCUCUUUAUAUACUCUAUAUAUGCACACGAACUUGUAAUAG